CAGUGCUAUUAUUUCCUUUUACACUAAUGCUUUUGCUAGACUUCCUCCAGAAUCAAACAAUCAUAUCGCUUGGUAAUCUAUAGAAAGUCCUCCGCAAGACCAGGUCUUGCUAUGUGUCUUAGUUUGGCCUCAAACUUGUGGUGAUCCUCCUGCUUCAGUCUCCUAGCGGCUGAAAUUAUAAGUAUGUGCUACCACCAAGCCUUACUAAGAAUGUAUCUUUGUUGUGGGACCUACCCACUCCAUCCCUGGGUGGAGCCAUCCCUGGGUACCUCUAUCCCGUGCCACCCAUCCCUGGUCUCUCCACGGAUAGCAUGGAGAUCGGUGGCUGUCCUGGUGGUCAGAAUGUCCCUGAAGUCUUCUCCACCCUAGGGGAGUGUCAGGUUGGGGUCCUGCAGGGUCUGGAGGUUGUGCUGGGCCCUGGCCCAGGGCACUGUUCUUUCCUUAUCGUGCUGACUGGGGCAUCAGAACAGGGCACUGUGGCCUGGUGUAUGAGAGAGCAGGACCCUGGCUUGCAGCUGGAACUCGGUAGCAACAGGAAAGCAGUCUGAGCUGCAGCCCUGCUCUUAGCGGAGGGGCUGGAGCCCUCCCUGGAGCUCCAGGUUCUCUCCCCCAUUUGGGGACCCCAGCCUGGUGGUGUCUCUGCUCCUGCUGGCUUCCAGAAAGCUCUGCAGCUCGCCUCCUGCAGGGUUUGUCUUAGAGGCAAAACAAGGACUCUGGAGACUCCAGUGCCCACAGGAGAGGCUGCCAGCCCCAGCUCCUGCCCCUGACCUGGAACCUGGCCUGACCACCCCAACUUCUCCUGAAGGACGCGUCCUCGGGCUCCUGGUCAAGCAGUCUCCUGCCUCAGGCUCCUGAGUGCUGGGACCACCGGCACAUGCCACUACUCCAGCUCAGGUGGGUUUUCAAAGAGUCAAAACAACAAACAUGCAGAAAAUGCAAGUAGCACAGCUGGCCAGGCCGCCCAUCCUGCCUGCACUGUGCAGUCGUACAUGGGUUUCUUGUAUUCUUGUAAAGCCCUUGUACCCGGAGUACCUCAGCAAGGUCCUGGUGGAGAGGCAGCCGCCACGCACGCAACUGCCAUGGCCCUGAGGGAAAACGGGGCCCUCCCUGGGCCCACAGGUCUGCACCAGGGCGUCGAAUGUCUGUGCUACUUACAAAUUUCCCCAAAAUGUGAAGUUCCCAAAACACGGAUGUCUGCCGUCUCGCACACUUCUUGUGGGUGCAGCGAUGGUCCCAGCGAGCUGACGGUGCGAUGGCAGACAGAGGCAGCCGCGACAGGAGCAGAGGGUCGGGCUGGGAAGAGCCCCGGCUGUGGCAGCCCCAUCGCUGACCGCCGGGGCCUGGCCUGGGGUGUGUGGGCCGGGCUCAGGGAGAGGCCGGAAAUAUGGGUCCUACGAGGAGUGUCUGUCCAGAGAGGGUCGAGGGCUCGGGCCCCAGCGCGUGCCGUGGUCUCUCAGGACCACGUGCCGUGGGUGUCCCUGCCCGUGGCGGGCUUCCAGCUGCGGCGGCGCGGGGAGGCCCUGCGGGUGCCCAUGGCCACCACCAGCCCCGACCGCGUCUUCUUCGAGCUGGACGGGACCGAGGGCGACAGCGGCCCGCACACCUGCCGCUACCGGCCGUUCGGGGCAGGCGCUGCCUGGUCGGCGAACCGCCUGCCCGUGGAGCUGGCGCGCAGCGACGGUGAGCCGGGGCGGGCAGGAACCGGCGACCCCCUGCCUCGGCCUCCGUACAGCCGCGCCUACGCGGGCCCCGCGCAGCCCUCCGUGGGCUCCGCGCCGGGAGCUGCGCGUGGACGACCGCGCACCCGCUUUUCCGGCCCGGCCGCGGACGGCCCCGUCCGCUCUCCUCCCGCAGCCUGCGCCUCCGCCGUCCGCCCAGCCCCGCGGCGCUGA
Chinchilla lanigera (long-tailed chinchilla) is the source of this 1892-nucleotide messenger RNA. RefSeq names its product alpha-1-B glycoprotein (gene A1bg). The coding region runs from base 990 to 1892 and encodes 300 amino acids. The record is from RefSeq and is a predicted model, not a curated record. The transcript has 4 exons. NCBI's taxonomy places the organism in Eukaryota, Metazoa, Chordata, Mammalia, Rodentia, Chinchillidae.